AUGUCAAACAGUCCAGAUGGAGAAAAUAUCGGCGAUUUUCUUGCCGCUUCAGUGAAAAUGGAAAAUGAGGAAGAACCGCCGCAAAAGUCGAUCAUAUACGUUACCGCCAAUGUGAAAAUUCCGCUAAUUUUCGAGAAUAAUUCGGAAUCACUUUCAAAAACCAUUCGAAACGGAAAGCUGAAUCUUGUGGAUGUUGGGAAUUUGAUAAUCGAAUCGCAUCGAAUGGGCCUUCCGACGGGAUGUCUCAUCGACGAUUUCGUCCAGAUUAGCGUUUGGAAAGUUAAUGGACAAAUGUUCACAUCCGCUUAUCUCGACCCAGGGAAUAGCCAAGCACUUCAAAUUGGGAACUAUGUCAUGAAUGAGAUAAUAAGUCGAAAAAUUGAGUCGAUGCGACGCACCACACCAAGCACGAAGCAGUCGCUUCCAACUUUGGAUAUGGGUGAAGUGUCGGGCUCAAUUCUGAACAUCCACCAAGAAUUUCGUAUUCAAGCCGAUCCGCCUUUUAAGGAAUAUUUGAUCAAUUUGUCGGAAUUUGAGCAUCCGCGAAAAUCGCUCAAACAACACAUCGUACUUCGCGAUUAUCUCUAUUUUAUUCUCACCAAAAUCACCGAUCCACCGGAGGCAAUUCGAAGCUACACAUAUCGAAAUGUGCCGAAAGGCGAAAACUACGAGUCUGAAAAUGGGAGCGAGGAUGAGAGUGUUGAAAUGAGCGACGAGGAGAGGAAUGGAAUCGAAGAUUAUCCGUCGAUCGAGGGAAAACACCAGUUCAAAGAUUUGCCGGAGCACGUGACGAAGACUUUGAAAGCAUUGUUUCUUCAAUAUUAUGGUUUGGAUUCGCCAAUUCUUUCUUGUAAUAUCAUGACAAAUGCUGAACUUGAAGCUUGCCCUGAUUUUCGAAUUUUGGGAUCUGACAAUGAUGAACGCUUGAUCGCUUUGAGAGAAAAACGAAGGAUUUGGUACAAUUUCACCGUUCUCAUAUUUCCAGCGAUGCUGAAAAACGCGUGCUGUGAGAUUCGCCUCUCCUCAUUUACCACAAUUAAUGGCAAAAUCGUAUGGACGAAGAGAAAGAGGAAGGCUGGAUUUCGGGCUCAGCUACAAGCGAUGAAACGAAAAUCGACGGGAAAUUCAAAAACCAAAAAGGCGAAACAAGCGAAAACGGCGAAUUGUGAUAAUUGA
Molecule: messenger RNA, 1176 nt
Organism: Caenorhabditis bovis
Lineage: Eukaryota; Metazoa; Nematoda; Chromadorea; Rhabditida; Rhabditidae
Source: the annotation of a GenBank genome assembly